This is a messenger RNA of Gryllus bimaculatus (two-spotted cricket), 246 nucleotides long. Lineage: Eukaryota; Metazoa; Arthropoda; Insecta; Orthoptera; Gryllidae. The record is from the annotation of a GenBank genome assembly.
CGUAUCGUGUCGGAGUCAGAGCUCGCGCCAAACGCGUGUGCGUCAACCAGUAGAUUCGCGUCGCCUGUGAGAUUCGGGGUGGUGGAGACCCGUCGGAAGUUAGGGCAUGCCAGCGACAGCGCGGCCGUCGUAAUUUUUGCAGCGCGUCGCGAGCAGCGAGUGUCGAGGAGCGCCGCCCACGCCCCGGCCAUGUACGGCGCCAGCGGCCCCCUGGGCUUCCGCGGCGACGCCUCGGCGCUGGGCUUG